Trametes versicolor FP-101664 SS1 is the source of this 1431-nucleotide messenger RNA. RefSeq names its product O-methyltransferase. Lineage: Eukaryota; Fungi; Basidiomycota; Agaricomycetes; Polyporales; Polyporaceae. Gene Ontology annotation, molecular function: O-methyltransferase activity. Bases 1 to 1431 code for a protein of 476 amino acids. The transcript is spliced from 10 exons. The record is from RefSeq and is a predicted model, not a curated record.
AUGCUUGGGCUGUUCGACGCCAAGGAGCGCACGUACCGCGAGAUGGACGCACUCACGCAAGCGGCGGGCUGGAAGAUCACGACCGUCAAGCAGGCACUCAAGCUCGACGCCGCCGUUUUCUCUGCCGCGAACCAGAUCGUGGCCGCGUGCGGGCAGCUUACGGCGACGGUUCACAAACCGUUCUUCCACCUUGUCGAGAUCAUGAACGGCGGAAACAUCACGGCGCUGUUCCACUUCGUGGAGCAGGUCCAUAUCCCGGAGAUCCUUCGAGACGCGGGUCCAGCGGGUCUCAGCACGAAGGACAUUGCAGCGAAGGUGGCAGAGCUGCGUGCGGUGACUCCCGGUGCGAAGGAGGUAGAGAUCGACCCUUCGAAGAUCGGCCACGUCCUACGCGUACUUGCAACAUACCACUGGGUCCGCGAAGUGACGCCCGAUGUGUUCGCCAACAACAGACUCACGUCGUUUAUCGAUUCCGGGAAGACUGUCGAGCAGAUCAAAGCCGCCCCUCAGAAGAAGUACGACGAGACAGAUGGCGUUGCCGCUUUCGUGGGCCAAGCGCUCAUGUCCUAUUUCUCGCAAUGGCUACUCGAAGGCGGCUUGGCGACCAACGCAACGAACGGGCUCCCACUCGCGAUGGCGUACAAUACGCCCCUCAAGUACUACGAGUGGCUCGAGGAGCCCGGGAACGAGUGGCGGUUGACGCGCUUCGGGCAUGCGAUGAACGGCACACGGUACUGGGAGCUCAAGGAGAACGUUAUCCACGGAUUCCCGUGGGACGAGCUUCCGAAAGACUCGGUCGUGGUCGACAUCGGCGGAGGAAUCGGUUCCGUGUCGGUCGUCUUGGCGCAAGCGUACCCGCACCUCAAGUUCGUUGUCGAAGACCGAGCGCCUGUAGUCGCGAUCGCUCGCGAGGCGUGGGGAAAUAAACACGCCGAGCUUUUCGAUUCCGGCCGCGUUACGUUCCAUGCGCAGGACUUCUUCGAGGAACACCAGCCAUUCGAAGUCCCCGGCGUCGGUACCGUCAGCCAGCCCGCAGUCUUCCUUGCCCGUGCGGUCGCGCACAACUGGCCUGACAGAGACGUCAAAGUACUCUUGUCUAUCUUACGGCGCGCAGCGGGGCCGCACACGAAGCUCCUCCUGGUCGAUAAUCUGUUGCCAUACGCAUGCGUCGACGAUAAGGCGGACAUAGGCAGCACCUCGCAAGGCGCGGUGCGUUCGCUUGUCCCGGAGGGCUCGCCGUUGCUGCCUAACCUUGGCAGAGCGAGCGCGAACGGGUACAUCCUCGAUAUCUCUAUGCUCGGCCUAUUCGAUGCAAAGGAACGCACAUACCGAGAGAUGGACGCGCUCACGCAGUCCGCGGGGUGGAAGAUUACGGACGUGAAGCGCGCCGUUGGUUCCCUGUGGGCGUAUACGACUGCCGCGCCGGUGUAA